Messenger RNA from Aspergillus novofumigatus IBT 16806, 498 nucleotides. RefSeq names its product MARVEL domain-containing protein. The record is from RefSeq and is a predicted model, not a curated record. The coding region runs from base 1 to 498 and encodes 165 amino acids. NCBI's taxonomy places the organism in Eukaryota, Fungi, Ascomycota, Eurotiomycetes, Eurotiales, Aspergillaceae. Gene Ontology annotation, cellular component: membrane. The transcript has 2 exons.
AUGGCCGAGAACAAACCCCUCGACUACAUCGUGCGAGGGCUCCAGCUGCUCUUCGCCACCAUUGUCAUGGGAACAGACGGCUACGCUAUUCACGUGUUUCGUGGCCACGAUGACCACGUCGACGCACCCGUCUUUGGCGGCGACGCCACUCUCCACGUCGGCGUCCCUGCUGCGUGGGGCUUCCUGAUGUUCUGUGCCGUCUGGACGGUCCUGGCCGUCGUCUUCCACUUCAUCGAGCUCGGCUUCGCAAACCGCCGGAUGAUUGGCUAUAUUGGUAUCGCCGCCGAGGCUGUGGCUGUCCUCUCCUGGCUCGCCGGCCUCAUUGCGGUGGCUGUCAACGUUUCGACGACCGAUGCCUGCUCGUCGGGACAAAAUUCGUGCGCGGCGCUCAAGGCGGCGACGGCCUUUGGUGCGUUCGAAUGGCUGUUGUUUAUGGUUACCGCAACCUCGGCUGUCAUGUCCUUCUUCAACAACCAGAAACGGGUCAGAUCCUCAUGA